This is a messenger RNA of Stylophora pistillata, 864 nucleotides long. RefSeq lists its product as uncharacterized. The record is from RefSeq and is a predicted model, not a curated record. Lineage: Eukaryota; Metazoa; Cnidaria; Anthozoa; Scleractinia; Pocilloporidae.
UUCAGAAGGCGGAUAAGAUAUGAAUAGAGAUGUUACAGUCAUAGAUAUAACUUUGUCGCGCAGCAAUUUUUUAGAGUUUCGAGAAGUACACCACAUUUGUCGCGAAGAGGUCAGUCAUCACAAUGUCGAUUGAAGACAGAUCAUUGGACGCUUUGAAAGAGGAAGGCACUGCUACAGUCAUAGAUGGUAGUAACGAUAAAUGGAACAGACAUGGCGACGCCCAACACCCGUUCAGGCUUUAUUCGAUGAAUCAAGGGGGCCUUGUAGCAGGACACUACUUGUAUAUUGAUGGAAACGGAUCCUUGAGAACAGAUGCGGCAAAGGAAAAUGAUGCUACUGGAUUUACAAUCCACAUGAUAGAAUCGGACGGGCAUCAAAUUGUUAUAUUGGAGCACAUAAAUACUCAGAAAGUUGUGGCGAUAGAUACAGAAAAUGACACUGUCAUUGCAAAGAGUCUUCCUACAGAGAAACCUUUAAAAAAGUUACAUAACUCGGAGGCCAUAAAUCCCGAGUGGGACAUUCUGUUCUACAAGAUACCAAUGUCAGAUAGGACAUCGCUGUUUCACUUGAAGUCGUACCGUGACGAUAAACGAAUGGUUGGAUUCGACAAGACAGGCGCUCCCAUGAGGACCACUAAAGUAGAUUUCAAGAACUUUGCAAGUAUCUUCAAGAUAGACCCCAAUUAAUGCCUUAAUUGUAAACUUUCAUUCCAUUAAUAAAUGAGGCUUAUCUUAGAUAAAUGGCGAAUARUGAACUGUUACAAAUAAUCUUACAAGUGUAGGUCGCCUGAAGAGUUUUAAGAUGGAAACCGCUUUGAUCAUUGUAAAGCUGACGCAUCAUUAAAAUAAAAUGAAUUUUGUCUAA